AUGGUCUCCAAGAUUCUGGAGAAGAAGCCGCCUUUGACAGGGGCGGCCCUGCCACCAGGCGAGUUGCCCUUCGACAUCUCCAAGCACCCUUCAUGUCGACAUGCGGAGAAGUCGCUCAGCCGUUGGUCUGAGGAUAUGGCAUUCUUCCGUGAACGAGCAGCCGGAACCACGCAGUACAUGCUGAAACUUAAGGCUGGAGGAGAGUGGCCAGCCCUGGAUGCCUUGUCGGGUCUGCAUGACCAGAUUAGCCAACUCAAGGACUGGCUCGGAGCGUCGGAGCUGGGACCAUCCAUCGACCAUGGACUGGGCUUCCCUUGA
Molecule: messenger RNA, 318 nt
Organism: Cladocopium goreaui
Lineage: Eukaryota; Dinophyceae; Suessiales; Symbiodiniaceae
Source: the annotation of a GenBank genome assembly